CAACUAAACGUUUGCAACUGUUAGCAAGUAAGAGAGCAAAGGCAAAAUAUUUCUUUCUUUGGUUAAAAAAAAUGGCUGGAUUUUCUGACCACUGGACCUUUGCAUUUGGUGUCCUUGGAAACAUUAUCUCCUUUUUCGUUUUCCUUUCUCCACUGCCAACAUUUUAUAAUAUUUACAAGAAGAAAUCAACAGAAGGCUAUCAAUCAAUUCCAUACGUGGUUGCUUUAUUCAGUGCAAUGCUCUGGAUUUACUAUGCAUUUCUUAAGACCAACACCACCCUUCUUGUCACUAUAAACACUUUUGGCUGCUUCAUUGAGACUUUAUAUGUUGGCUUCUACCUUUUCUAUGCACCAAAGAAAGCUAGGGUCCAAACUAUAAAGCUACUUCUUUUAUUAGUGGUUGGUGGCUUUGGAGUUAUUGUCCUCGUCACUCAAUUUCUAUUCAAAGGGGCAGUUCGUACCCAAAUUGUUGGAUGGAUUUGCCUUGUGUUUUCCUUAUGUGUUUUUGUAGCACCAUUAUGCAUAGUGAGACAAGUAAUCAAAACAAAGAGCGUGGAAUACAUGCCGUUUCUCCUCUCUGUUUUCCUCACUUUAAGUGCUGUUAUGUGGUUUUUCUAUGGUCUUCUAUUAAAAGACUUCAAUAUUGCUAUUCCAAAUGUGUUGGGCUUCAUCUUUGGUAUUCUCCAAAUGAUACUCUAUGUGAUGUACAACAAGAAAGAGAAAGUUGUUACAAAGGAGCAGAAUCUUCCAGAGCUAAAAAACCAUGUUAUAAUUUUAGAGGAGGACAAGAAGAAGCUUCCAGAAUUAAGUGAAGAGCAAAUUAUUAAUAUUAUGAAACUUGGUUCACUUGUUUAUUCAGAGAAAAAUCAUGGAAAUUUAACUGAGGCUGCUAAAAAUGAGAAGGUUGUUUCCUAGCGCGCUGCAAACUGUGGAAGCUUGAGAAUUUGUAAAUUUGUUUGGUAAUUUGUAAAUUUGCAAGCAUCUUUACAUUAAGCCAUAUACAAGGAUUGUUGGCUUAUUUUGAUUUGAUGUGUGUUGCAUGUAUUUACAUAAUUAGUGUUUAAUUAUCAACUGUAAAUUAUGUUUGACCAUUAAUAAUUCAAGCUGUAAUUGUAGUCACUU
Molecule: messenger RNA, 1121 nt
Organism: Solanum dulcamara
Lineage: Eukaryota; Viridiplantae; Streptophyta; Magnoliopsida; Solanales; Solanaceae
Product: bidirectional sugar transporter SWEET9-like
Exons: 6
Coding region: 72-914 (280 amino acids)
Biological process (GO): carbohydrate transport
Cellular component (GO): membrane
Molecular function (GO): sugar transmembrane transporter activity
Source: RefSeq, a predicted model, not a curated record